UACCACCCACUGCAUUGACCAAACGGUGCGGACCAACAUUUCCAAGGGAAGCUGUGUUCACAACACCACAUGAGAACCAUGACAUGUACCUAAAAGCCCUUCUGGAAUACAGAAUUUGGUUUUUAUCCAGGGUUGUUGGAAGCAGUGCAGAUGAGCAGUCAGUUCCAGGAUUUGGUGGAUUCAUUUCGAGUACUGGAUUGCAGCCUUCACGGAAGUCUACCAUUGACUACUUUACACCCAUUGAUCAGCCAUUUACAGACUACGCUGUCAUUAAAGCGCUUCUUGAACAGUCGGAGCAGGCUACUAAAGAGGUUGGACAGAAGUAUGUUCUUUCAACGUUCGACCUAGGAGGAUGCAUGAAGGCACUCCCUUUGAUAUGGAAGUAUCCAGAACGGUACAAAUACCAUGUGAUCACGCCAGGAGCCUUCCACACCGCCAUGAACUACAUUGGCAUGGUCACCAAGAACAAGUGUGCCGGGUCAUGGUAUGGAGAGAUACUGAUCGAGGCUGGAUUAGUAACAAGUGGUUGCAUACAAAAUGUUUUGAGCGGGAAGGCAUACGCAAAGGCUCUGUUCUGCCUGAAGACCGUUACAGAGGCAAUGGAGAGGUUACUGUUCGAACGCUUUGCUGAAAACAUGGAAAGUGAAUUGAACCCAACUCUCUUAAUGAAACUGGUUACAAUUUCAAGCCGUGACACACUGAACAGUUUGCUUGACGACCAGUCUGUAACAGAUUUCAUUGAUCAGUACAUCAGCUUUGAAGAUUCCGUGCGACAUGGGGAACUAGGAAAAACUGCAAUGUUCUGGUUGAGUGUUGUUGACCAUGCCAGGCUUGUCCUCAUGCUACUGUAUGCUGUGAAAACAAACAACUUGGAUCUUUUCCACCAGUGUUAUGGUCAGAUGGCAGAGCUGUUCUUUGCAUAUGAUGGACCAAACUACUCAAGGUAUCUGACAUGGUUUGAGGUUUUUCUCACCAACAUAGAUCUUACUCAUCCUGGGGCAAAGGAACUACUACAGAAAGGGGGCAUUGCAGUGACGCGAUCACUAAUCCCAGGCUCGUGUAGUGCAGUCGACAAAACCAUGGAGGAAACGUUCAUGAAAUUCGCUAAAUCAGCAGGUGGAUUUACUGGUCUCUUCUCAAUGUUUGGGGCGUACCAGCGGUGGUGUAGGACAACCUCUACGCGAGUACGAUUUUAUGAGAAGAUGUUGGACAUGUGCGGUAUGGUGGAAGACGCAGAUGCACCAAAGGCUGGACGCCAUCGAGAGUUAGAACGGGCCGAAAUAAGGAAGUCUGAAGAGGCAGUUGUCAGUACCAUGACAGCUAUCUGCAAUUUCUCGAACCCGUUUAAGGCUACAAACAAAGAGCACUUGUACAGUUUGGCUUCUGGAGCUCCAGUUCCCCCUGAUGCUGAGCAAGAUGUUCUUCGGGCAGAGGUGGUGGGAAAGGAAGCCAAGCAAAGAUUCAUAGCCGAAAGACUUACACACGGAGCAUCGCCUAUCAAGUUCUUUGACCCGAUACCGAAGUCAAAAUUAAAGUCAAUGGAAGCUUCGAACAAGACAGUGAAACUUACUGCUCCCCAGGGAAAAGUGAUUCAGUAUCAAGAACAGAGCAACAUAGCAUUUAUGCUUUUGGUAAAAGCUCAAUCGUUGAACGAACAGUUGGACCUUGAAGACCUGAUGCGGUUUCCUUUGACUCCCGUACCUCAUAGCCUUGGUACACCUGAUGGGUUCUUUUGCAAGAGCAACAAGGCGGCUUUAAUGAAUGCCAUAUUGCAGGAUGUGCCACAAGCGACAACUCCUUCAGAAUCCACCAUUUACAUCCAAGAUGGUAAUGCUCUCUUUCAUGAGCUUACAAACCUUGCACCAACGUUUGGCGGAAUAUGUCUGCAGAUUCUGGACAUCAUGGUUGCAAGGAAGAACUUUAUUUUUUCGGCGGACAGCUACUUCCCGAACUCUAUAAAGGCACAGGAGAGAGUGCGCAGAGGCUGCAGUCGAAAAUUCAUCGUUGAUGGACCUGCAACCCGUAGACCAGCGGACUUUAAAGAAUUCCUAUCCAACGAUGACAAUAAGACACAAUUAUGCAAUCUUAUUCUGCGUGUUUGGGGCAGUGAGUCAGCAGCAUCCAGACUAGAUCGAUGUGGAACAGCAGUGGUGGUCGUUGGUGGAAGGGCUUACCAGUUAAAAAAGACAAAUGGUGAUGUGAGAACGGAGGAGAUCUUCAGUUUAGUGUCCAACCAAGAAGAGACAGAUACCAGAGUAGUUUUGUACAUGCACUACGCAUCAACGAUUGGCUACCAGUCAGCUAUUGUGCGUACACCCGACUCUGACUUAUUCUUCAUUACCUUGUUCCAUGCACAGUCUGUACCACUGACAGUUUAUCUCGACGUUGGUACAGGAAAACAGAGACAGGUGGUGAAUAUUAGUGAGCUGGCAGACUCACAAGGUGCUGAAUACAGUGAGACUCUACUAGGACUGCAUGUGUUCACCGGUGAAGAUGUCACAAGUGCAUUUAAGGGCAAGGGAAAGGUCACACCGCUCAGAAAGCUGCAGAGUAAUCCUAAAUACCACAAAACUUUCAGGAUGCUGGGUGAUACUUGGACAGUUGAAGAAGAUGUUAUGCAGAUGUUAGAAGCGUUUGUCUGUGUGAUGUAUGGGUGUCCAAGGGAGAGGUCUGUGAACACAUGUAGGGCAGUUCUUUUGAAGAAAAUGGUAGGAGACGACGAACAGCUGACCAUGAAGUCAAAGGUGGAAUUAUCCAAACUGCCACCUUGCCAGGAUAAUUUAUGCCAACACAUCAGAAGAGUCAACCAUCGUCUCGGCAUCUUGAAAAAUGCUCAUACACCAGUGAUAGAACAUCCGGAACCACAUGAUGAAGGGCAAGGGUGGACCAAAAAGAACGAAGUGUUAGAACCAUUGUGGGCUGAGGGUCCCAUUCUUCCACCAACGUUAGUUGACCUAGUCGAAAAUGUUCAAGCAGAGAUGGAAGAAGAAGAUGAUGAUGGUUGUCUAGAAAUUUCAGUGUCAGAUGAUGAUGAGUGA
Molecule: messenger RNA, 3038 nt
Organism: Ruditapes philippinarum (Manila clam)
Lineage: Eukaryota; Metazoa; Mollusca; Bivalvia; Venerida; Veneridae
Exons: 8
Coding region: 84-3038 (984 amino acids)
Source: RefSeq, a predicted model, not a curated record